Messenger RNA from Coniosporium apollinis CBS 100218, 1056 nucleotides. RefSeq lists its product as uncharacterized. The record is from RefSeq and is a predicted model, not a curated record. NCBI's taxonomy places the organism in Eukaryota, Fungi, Ascomycota, Dothideomycetes. The coding region runs from base 1 to 1056 and encodes 351 amino acids. The transcript has 2 exons.
AUGACACGAAGCGGCGUCGAUUGCUGCACAGGCAUCGCCCUCACCAUCCUCUGCGGGCCAUGCAUAUGCUUAUAUUUCGGCCUCACGGCAUGCUUCUGUCCCUCCCGACUGCGUCGAAGACCAUGCGUGCACGAUCCGAAGGCGAACUUUGAGAAGCGCCAACGCAGCGCUCCGAGACCUGCGUUGAGGCGGAAGCGAGCCCUCACACUACCAUUGCCAGAGAAUUCAAGCGGUGUGCUAUCAGAGAAGCCGACGCAGCGGACAUACGACCAGCAGCAGUCACGCCUGUUCAAGCUGCCUCUUGAGCUUAGGGAACAGAUCUACCGAGAAGUGCUUAGCGGCCCACCAAUACACAUUAUCCGAAAGCAGAAGAAGCUGGGUCAUCUGAGGUGUAAGGCUAUCAGGCCGGAGGACUGUCCCGUCAAGUACGAAUUCGGAGGGAAGGCCGACAGCCGGCAAACCUGCUGGGGCCUCACCGACAACGUAGGAGUGUGGUGCGGACGAUCAACCUGGCACGAACCCACAGACGGCGGGAUCCUGCCGUUGCUCAGAUCGUGCCGGCGCAUAUACUCCGAAUCAGUCAACAUCCUCUACACGCAUAACACCUUCUCCCUCAACGAUCUCGACUCCCUCCGCUACCUCUCCAGCACCCUUGUUCCGCUCCGCCUCGCGCUAAUCAAAACCUUACACCUCCACUGGUCUUUCACAGAACCUCUCUACGACAUAGUCCACGAGCUCUUCCGUGACGCAGGGCUCUACACCUCGCUCUACCCACCCCACGACGAGGCCACCUGGGAAGAGUGCUGGCGAAUCAUAUCCACGCAGAUGACAGGGCUACGAGACAUCCAUAUUGCGAUUACAGACGGCCCGGGACGCUGGGAUGAGACGCAGGAGCGGAAGAUGCUGGAGCCGUUGAGGAAGGUCAAUAUGUCAGGCGGCGGCUCUUUUGAGAUUGCAUUGCCGUGGCAAGGGACGUAUAGGCAUGCGAGGGACGCACCUUUUACGAUUGUUAGGCCGGUUCCUGAUGAGGAUUCGGAUUCGAGUGAUGACGACUGA